AUGACAUACCUAGGUCUCUCCUUUGAUAAUAAACUUUCAUGGACUCCUCAUCUUAAAAUUCUCAGGCAGCGCAUUGGCAAUCUCACUAACAGUAUGAAACAUACUGCAGGUAUGAAAUGGGGCAUACCGGCAAAUCUCCUGAAAUCUUGGUAUAAAACCAUUUCAGAACACAUUAUUUUGUACGGAGCCUCCAUCUGGGGCCAGAACGUCACUUCUACUAUGAUGAAACCUUUGCUUUCCAUACAAAGAAGUCAACUUCUGGUCAUCUCUCGGGCCUAUCGGACUUCUCCAACAUCUGCCCUACAAGUCAUUACGGGUCUUCCCCCUCUUGAUCUUGUAGUCGAGAGGGAAGCCGCAGUGAUAAAAGCUACAAGGCUUAAUAAAAAUACAUCACUGUGGGGACAGAGCAUAAUCCACACAGACUAUGAAAAAUACAAAUCUCGUUAUCUUUGUCACCCAGCACAAUUUGACCUAAUGGACACCAUCCAUAUAAACUCAGAUUCUCCGGCGCAAAAUGAUCAUGCAUUAUACACUGAUGGAUCUAAGACAAAGGCUGGCACAGGAUGUGGAUUCUGCGAAUUGGAUAAAGGCAGCAUUAUCUUCUCCUGGAAACGAAGACUGAACGAAAGUAAUUCAGUGUUUCAGGCAGAACUCAUAGCCUUACACGCAGCAAUCAUCCACAGUCGUAGGAAUGGUCUUAAUCAAAGAACUCUCCUUAGUAUUCCUAUACCUUUUCGUCCUGUACUCUGUUGGGUGCCAGCGCACGUAGGAAUACUAGGAAAUGAAAGUGCAGACGUUGUGGCUAAAGAAGCUGCCAAUAGUGCAUCCUUACUUGAGUGCCCAACAACACUUCCAACCUCGCUGCUAAAGCAUUCCACAUGCAAACUUCUUAUAAGACAGUGGCAAACCCGCUGGAAUGAUGCUACAACGGGUCGACGUACACAUGCAAUGCUCCCAAGUGUAAGCAUGGAUCUGCAGAGCAAAAACUGGCAGCAUGUCACAUUUCCUAACAGGACAUGGACCGUACAAAGCCUAUCUGCAUAG
This is a messenger RNA of Stegodyphus dumicola, 1044 nucleotides long. RefSeq lists its product as uncharacterized. Lineage: Eukaryota; Metazoa; Arthropoda; Arachnida; Araneae; Eresidae. The record is from RefSeq and is a predicted model, not a curated record.